GGUCAAGCAUGCGUUAGUGACAUUAGCUCUCUCCGACCAUUUUCUCAAUCGCGCCAUCAUUCCCGCCGACGUCUCGCUUGAUUUCGAACCCUCAGAAUGAAUCUACGCUGGUCUCCGCCGACCGCAGUUCGUGCCGACCAACAACACUCCCACGCACCCCCUCAGAGAACCCCUUUGAGUCUUGCGCCCAUCUGCCACUGAGAUUGCUCUGCGCGUCUUCAAAGCAAAGAUGCCUCUGUGGCCGUUUCGGCGCGGGAGUCGCCGAAAGCGCGGCCGCGCAAACUCGGUGGACCAUGAGGACUACGAAACACGUGCGGUGGAGGGCUCGGGGCUUCCGCCGAGAAGCCAAACAGUGCCGGAAGUCGCCAUGGCCGUUGUCAGCACCACACCAGAGCGACACCCGAGCAAGAGGCAACGCACCGAGCCGAACAAACUACAGCGAAGGCCUCGAAGAUACAGCUUUUCUCCCGGUCGUCACGAUUCUGUGCGCGUUGGCGCUGGAAAGAUCGCGAGGUCUCAUCGAGAUUCAGACACACCCUCUCCAAAUCGCAGGCUUGAAAAUCAUGCUAUCGGAGCCGUCGUCGCCAAUGGCGUGGACCCCGUGAAAGACGAAGCCCUGUGGCGGGUGCCUACGCUCCGGAACAAGAGGGAAGGCGAUCACUUACCCCGCAAAAUGUCAAGCAAGAAGCGUCGGAAGCGCGACCACCAACGCGAGGCCGAGAUCAAGGCGAUGAGCGCUUUUGUUCCUGUUCGGCCCUCCCCCGAGGAUUGGAUGGCUGGGCGUCCAGUCAAGAAGGAGAGCAGGAGACUCACGACGGGCUUCAGUGUCGGCAUCAAGAGAACCGACUUCGACAGGUUCAACCGAUCGUCAGAUAUCUCGUUGCCCCUCCCAGAGUCGAUAGACUCUGCCCUGUCAUCGGACUCGGAUUACAUUUCCUACAAAGUCUCAGCUUUCGAGGCUCUCGCUCCUCGACCCACGCUGCGCUACACCACGCAUGCAAGGACGGGCGCCGGUGUCCUCGAUGGUACAGGAUUGAUGCGCCAGCCGUCGCAACGACGGGGCAAGCUUGCUGUGCCGAUCCCCGAGGCAACUUUGAAGGCGCACAAGCGCGUCGACAGUCUCGCCGACGAUCUCACCGCGAGCGACCUGCGAGAACUCAUGGAGCGGGAUCAGCGCAGACGGGCGAGGAAGAGGCAACUGGAGCAAGAGAAGCUGGAGAAGAGGAUCGCACGUCGAGCCGAGAAACAGAAAGCUGCCGUGGCCGAAGCUGAGAGACACGGCAGGGACUCUCCCCCCAACCUGGAGAGAGGCGUUCUCGGCCGGGAAGAUGUUGGCUUGGGGAUCGAUCCACCUUCUGCCGUGGUUACCUCUUCGAGGAUACGGCAACAGCAGUCUGGUGUCACGCCGGACGAGCUCGGAGACUCCGGGAAAGGUGAAGAGGGAGCCGCCCGUGCGGGUAUCCAACAAGAUCCCUUGACGGCCUUUCACCGGGUCGACAGCAUCCCGUUGCCAACCCCGACCGCACCCACCGCGUCCAAGGAGCCUGAUGCGCCAGCCCUGACGAAGCCUGCUUCGAUGGGCUCGUUCCGCAGAAAGCUGUCGCGCUCUAAAUCUCCCCAAGAAUCUCAAUCGAGAACUGAACGAUCUGAUGUGCCGCCGACCGAGUCCGAGGACCGGACUCCCAAAGGCCCCCGUUCCUGGGCCUCGUUCUUCAAGUGGGGUAACAAGAAAAAGCGGAGCUCGGGAGGCCCCUCUUCGUUCUCCAACACGUCGCGGGACUCGAUGCCAACGACGCCGGCGCCGACGCCGGCCGCCAACAUGGUGCCAUCCCGGCGGGUUGCCUCGGGUGUGCCAAAGCGCACCAUGUCCCGCUUCCGUGAGGAUCUCCCUGAAAUGCCCAUGUCGCCGCCCGAAUCUCGAAUGCAGUCGCCCGAGGCCGAGAACAUGCAUUCCGUGGUCGCGCCCUCCGGCCUGCCUCCUUUUGCCGAGGCGGCUGCCCCGGCACCACUAUCGCCUCCUCAGGCAAGCCAUGACACUCCGGUGUCCGAACAACGGUCUGUCGAGGCGAUGCGCCAGACCCCAUCCUCCUUCAGCCACGCAGACGAGCCUGGAGUCUCCCCGGAACCGCAGGCCAUUUCUCUUGCAUCCAUUGACUCGGAGGGGUCCUGGUUUGCGGGGAGGUUAUCUAAGAAGCGCAAGUCGUCGGGCAUUUUGGAACAAGCCCACGGCCUCCGGCUUCCCCGGCUGACGCCCGAGUCAGAUCUGGAGCGGCGUGUGGAACACGAAAACAAUGCUGAUGAUCUGUACACGACCGAUGACGAAUACCUCACACGACUCGCGCCUCCGCAGGGCGACCGAUCUGCAUGGAAUCGCAAAUCUACCGGGGAAGCAAGGCCGUCUAGCGACUGGGGCGAGGAGGCCGCUCAAUGGGGCAACGUCAGAGGCCAGCAACCCACGCUUGUUUCGUCGCACGCGGUCGGCCGAGUGAAAAGCCGCGAGGGGCUGCUGAAUUCGUUUGGUGAGGAGGGCGAGAGUACCCCUGAGUCCGGGGACCUGGCCGACAGCAGUGACAGUGAUGGCGAGGUUGGACUCCAGCGAGCGACGAGUAUCGACUACGGAAAGGCGCACGCCCGUCGAAUCAGCGCCGGAAGCGCGCGGCUGCUCUCGAUUACUCCCCGUUCUUCUGUUGAUGCGAAGCAAACAACCCUCGCACAGACGGAGACCGGAUCAUAGGAGUUCUUGAGGGAGUCCCUGCAUUUGGCGGAUUGGGAGCAACACAUUCACAGACUGGGGUUUAACUGGCUGACCUGGAAAACACACCACGCACUCGCUUGAACAUUUCCUUGACUCUGUCAUGGCUUCACCGACCGGCAUUCGCUCCUUGUCAUGCUCAAUUUCCUAUCUUCUGUCACAACAACCCAAAAACAAGAAAAGAAAAAAAAAAAAAAAAAAAAAA
Thermothielavioides terrestris NRRL 8126 is the source of this 2957-nucleotide messenger RNA. RefSeq lists its product as uncharacterized. The transcript has a single exon. Bases 230 to 2734 code for a protein of 834 amino acids. The record is from RefSeq and is a predicted model, not a curated record. NCBI's taxonomy places the organism in Eukaryota, Fungi, Ascomycota, Sordariomycetes, Sordariales, Chaetomiaceae.